UUUACUUUCUUCAGUUUGGUUGACAAUCUUCGCGAAUGCUUUCCUCUUCCGAAACUGUUGUUGGUUAAGAUGAUCGCAUUGCUACGAAUCAUUAGAGAUUUUUAUUCCAGGUCUAUAUAGUCCAGGAAGUUAACUCAACUCAAGUACUCAGCCCUUUCAUUAUGCUGGGAAAGUGCUGAACGCUUUAUCAAGUACUAUGGAUCAUAAAUCAUGGCUUUGGAAGAGAAGAUCUACUGAGAAGACCAUAAUUUCUGAUGACAAGACAAACCUUUCUUUGAGCAGAGGUGAAGAGGAGACACUUUUGAGUGACAAAGCACAACUUGAACUAGAUCUGAAAAUUUUGAAUCACAAGCUUUCUUCUGCCAUCUCUGAGUGCAACAACAAAGAUGAUUUUGCAAAGCAACAGGCAAAAAUUGCUCAGGAGGCCAUUGCAGGCUGGGAGAAGACAGAGACAGAAGCAUUAUCUUUGAAGCAAGAACUUGAGAAAGCUUUACAGCAAAGAUCAGUUUCUGAAGAAAGGUUACUUCAUCUGGAUGCAGCUCUGAAGGAAUGUAUGCUGCAGUUACGUUUUGUUCGAGAAGAGCAGGAGAAAAGAAUUCAUGAUGCUGUUAUGAAAACAUCAAAAGAAUUCGAAAGUACAAGAUUUGUACUGGAUCAAAAGUUAGUGGAGGCCAAUAAAAGACUUGCCAAAGUGGAUGGUGAAAAUGGUCAGCUCAGCAAGGCACUCUUGGCUAAGGAAAAAGUGAUUGAAGAAUUACAUAAACAUACAACACAGAUGGAGGUAGACUUUAGUUCCCUCGUGACCAGACUAGAAUCCACAGAAAAAGAAAAUGUUUCUCUGAAAUAUGAGGUUCGUGUGCUUGAGAAGGAACUUGAGAUUCGAAAUGAGGAGAGAGAAUUUAAUCGCCGAACUGCUGAGGUUGCACACAAGCAACAUCUUGAAAGUGUGAAGAAAAUUGCAAAGUUGGAAUCAGAAUGCCAAAGCCUACGCAUCCUUGUCCGUAAGAGGUUGCCAGGCCCUGCUGCCUUGGCAAAAAUGAAGAAUGAAGUGGAAAUGUUGGGCAGGAAUCAAGCUGAAACAAGGAGAAGAAAGUCCAACCCUUCUCCAGUCAGUCCAAUGGAUAUUUCGGCAGAUAUGGCUUCUGAUACCCUCAGGCAAAGGAUCAGUUUCUUGACUGAGCAAUUGUGUUUUAUGGAAGAAGAAAAUAGGACUCUGAAAGAAGCCCUUAACAAAAGAUUGAGUGAACUUGAAUCACCGGAACAGCUUGAAGGACACGAGACAGCAGAACCAGAGAAGAACAAGCGUUACCUACACACUUUCUCUGUGGCGUCCAUGUCUGAUAUGGGCAGUGAUGACAAAACCAGCUGUACUGAAUCUUCGGCUUCUGCUUUCAUAUUGGAGCUGGAGCAAUUAAGAAGUGGAAAACAAAUGGGCACACCAUCCAGCAGAACAGUUGGAGCUUCUGACAUGAGUUUGAUGGAUGAUUUUGUUGAGAUGGAAAAGUUAGCUGUUGUAUCAGCAGAUGAUCCACCUGGAGCUAGUAAUCGUCUAGCGGAAAAUGAUGCAACCCAGAGUCCCUUGAGAACUCAGCCUAAUGGUGCAAUGAUUCCAGUAUGUCAUCUGUCUAACCUAUCAGUGCCCAGCCACCAAAUCCUGUCUCAAAAUGUAUCACCGAAUAAAGCUCAUAUUUUGUUCGAAAGCAUAAUACAAAUUGUUUUGGAGCAAAGCCAAGUGUUGAAGAGAAAACCAAAUGAAAUACUUGAUGAGAUCAAAGCUGGUUUGCCACAAUUCUGUCAUCCAAAUUUUCAGCUCACUGACAAAAAGGAAAGCUCAAAUCAAGAUGAUGCUUUAUGUGUCACAAAAGACAUGUCUGAGAGAUCUAGUAAUGUUCUAGAGGAAGAUUCUUCUGACAAAGGAACUUGCAAUACUACAGCAACAAAGAGCAGCCAGAAAGUGCAGCUUAAUUUAAACAAAUCGUUACAUAAGAUCAUUGAACUCAUUGAAGGGAUCAGUAUUCCACCCCUGGAUAAUGGUAACACAGAGGUGUUGUCAAGAAACUAUGACAAUUUAUUACAUUUUAAGGAUACAGAGACUCCUACAGGCUAUAUUGGUCGUGUGUUCCAGUGGAAAGCUUCUGAACUCUCAACCACUUUAAAGCAGUUUGUUCAGACUUGCAGUGAUUUGUUAAAUGGAAAGUCUGGUCUUGAAACAUUUGCGGAACAAUUAGCAUGUACUUUGGAAUGGAUCAUGAACCAUUGCUUUUCUCUUCAAGAUGUUUCAAGCAUGAAGGAUGCAAUCAGAAGUUAUUUUGAUUGGGAUGAAUCAAGAAGCGAAAGUGAAGCUGAUAGUGGAGCAACUAAUCAUGUCUCAGAGUCCAACAAAUUGAACAUCCAAAAUGGAGAGAAGUGCACCUUGCCCCUUGUUUCUGCUUCAAACGAUGAGCACAGUCAUUUUCAAGUUGAAGAAGUUCUGCCUAAUUUUAGAAAAGAAUUUAGAAGGUUGAAAGAUGAAUUGCCGAAUAAAGAAUCAGCAGAGAAUGAUUUCGAAGGGAGACUCCAAUUAGAGGCUAUUAAGAAUGAAUCCCUGAUUAAUCAACUUCAGGAAUCAAAUAAAACAAGCAAGACUUUGCAGGUGGAGGUAGAAUCUCCUAAGCCCAUGAAGGAAAAAACAAGUCAUCAAAACCAAAAGCAUAAGCAGGUAAAGGAAGCGCUUGAGAGACAGCUCAUGGAGACCAAAAAUGAAUUGAAGGAAGCUUGCGAAAACCUCAUGUAUACAGAGAAGGAGCUGCCAAACCAAAAAAGUUCUUGUCAAAAAUUGAAUGGGACAUAUGACGAUCAAGAGCUUCCCAUGGAAAGCAUGGUUGAAAAGGGAACUGUUGAUGGUAUUGCCAACCAUGGAAGAGAACUUCGAACUGAUUGGGAGAUUGUAGCAGCUUCAGAAAAGCUGGCGGAAUGCCAAGAAACUAUCUUAAACUUGGGGAAGCAGUUAAAGGCAUUGGCUUCACCCAUGGAGGCUGCCCUUUUUGAUAAGGUCGUCUCUAGCCCUUCUAAUCCUGUUGUUGCGACCAUGACAACUCCUAAGAAGAAUACUCGCCAGCGGUCAUCUCUCCUAGAUAAAAUGCUAGCUGAAGACAAAUAUGAGACCGAGGAUCUCAAGUCUCCUAAAACCAAGGAAAUUAUUCUAGAGGGUAAUAGCUAUUCUGUCUUUGGCCCGAAUUGGACAAUAGAACCUCCAGAGAAAGUGGCAAGUUCAAAUGGUGUUAAUUAUUCAAAUAAUGAAGCUGAGAUUGGUUCUUUGGCUAUUGUUCCCAGUAAGAAAAGGGGAAGUGGAGGAUUGCUAAAGAAGCUGUUAAGGAGAGGGAGAAACGGCAGUUGCAAGAAAAUAGUUUCAUAAGCUGGACUAAUGCUGAAACUGAAGGGGCGGAAUCCAGUAACAGUGAAAAUUGGUUUAAUUUUUUUGGCUAGAAUACUACAGUGUGAUUUUUGCCUUGCAUAUCUGUGUGUGAGAGAGAUGGUGGGUGUAUCUUUGUUACUUCUGUUGUAUAUAAAUUCAAAAGAAUACAUUUCAAUUGAAUUAGAAUUA
Molecule: messenger RNA, 3583 nt
Organism: Coffea eugenioides
Lineage: Eukaryota; Viridiplantae; Streptophyta; Magnoliopsida; Gentianales; Rubiaceae
Product: filament-like plant protein 7
Exons: 7
Coding region: 197-3394 (1065 amino acids)
Source: RefSeq, a predicted model, not a curated record